This is a messenger RNA of Trachemys scripta elegans, 493 nucleotides long. RefSeq names its product complement factor B-like. NCBI's taxonomy places the organism in Eukaryota, Metazoa, Chordata, Testudines, Emydidae. Gene Ontology annotation, biological process: complement activation. Bases 189 to 452 code for a protein of 87 amino acids. Gene Ontology annotation, cellular component: extracellular region. Gene Ontology annotation, molecular function: serine-type endopeptidase activity. The record is from RefSeq and is a predicted model, not a curated record. The transcript has 3 exons.
GAGAGAGGAGAUCAGCAGACAGAAUCCAACCCCACCCCCAUCAGCUCUGAGCACAGCCCAGCCAGCUUGAGGUUUCAGAGACCAAAAUAUCAGCUCCCACCCUCCUUCCCCCACUCCGCCUUCCUACACAGCUGGGAAAGGAGCCUCUGUUCUCCCCACUGCUCCGACCCCCCAAAGACUCUGGGGCCAUGGAACACAUCCCCUUCUUCCUCCUCCUCUUCCUCCUCCGACACAGCCUGUGUGAUGCAGUCUGCAGGGAUGCGGAAGGGAUCCAAGGGGGUGAGGUCGUGUACCCCAAGAUCCGAACCAAUGGCAGUGUCCUGGAGUAUCGCUGCCCCCCGAACAGCUACGCCCACCCCGUGAGCUGGAGGGUCUGUCAGUCCAGUGGGAAGUGGUCGCCUCUGAGGAAUGCCUUCGAGUCAGCCCAAAGGCCCUCCUGCAUCAGUGAGUAGAACCCAGGAGUCCUGGCUCCCAGCCCCCCCUGCUCUAACCA